Molecule: messenger RNA, 881 nt
Organism: Blepharisma stoltei
Lineage: Eukaryota; Ciliophora; Heterotrichea; Heterotrichida; Blepharismidae
Source: the annotation of a GenBank genome assembly
AUGUAUUUUAUUCUUUUAGUUGCUAUUGCCUUACUCCCCCCCCCCCCCUCCGUGAGCGAACAAAACCAUUAGAAAAAUCGCCAUUUUUUGACCAAAAACCCACCCUCCGUGAGCGAACAAAAAUUUUUUUAAUAGAAAAAAUUUUAAUGGAAAAAAAUUUUGAUAUAUAAGUGAUAAUUAGUAUAAUGAAAUCUAGAGCUAAUUCUGUUUAAUUUUAAACAAAUUGCGUUUUAAAACAUAAAUUUUGCAAAUUAAAUUAAUAUUUGCUUCCCAAUUUUUGCAAAUUAGGAUUUUUUUAAAUUUCGAAAAAAUAUAUUUUUAUAUAAAUUUAUAUAUAAAUUUUUUUUAAAAAAAAAAAUUAACCCCCCUCCGUGAGCGAACAAAAUUUUUUUGUUCGCUCACGGAGGGGGGGGGGGGAGUUAGGGAAGAAUUUAAAAGAAUCCUCUUGGUUAAAGAGCCAAAUUAACCCAGGUGAAACAAAAUUAUACACAGUGUCAAAGAAUGACCUUUACCCAGACAGUGCAUAUGAGAUAAGGGUUUCUUAUCUAGGCACUAUUGGUGCUAAUUUUUUAUUAAAAUGAGAUUGUGAUAGCCAGAGCAACCUAAGACGCUUAUUGGAUAUAGAAAAAAUAGUUUUCCGUACAGACAGCAAUAGAAACAUCAUAGGCCUUUCUUGCUCUGAAUACAAACUAAGAGUUAAAGCUUACAGAAAUUCGCGAGGCUCUGAUGUUAAUGCAGAUACGCAAAUUAUCCAAUAUGAAAUUAUUAUGGAACGAGUUGAAAGUUUCACGCUUAUUCCUAUGAGUACUUUUCCUAUGAUUAUAGUGACUCUUUUUAUGAUAGGAACUGCAAUUUAUAUUUCAAGGCUUUUAACAAAAUAA